Sycon ciliatum is the source of this 3314-nucleotide messenger RNA. RefSeq lists its product as uncharacterized. The coding region runs from base 303 to 2891 and encodes 862 amino acids. The record is from RefSeq and is a predicted model, not a curated record. The transcript is spliced from 5 exons. Lineage: Eukaryota; Metazoa; Porifera; Calcarea; Leucosolenida; Sycettidae.
CUCUUUGUUCCACGCUGAUCUAGCGCCAUGGUCCGCAGCGUUUCUUUCACCCAAACCGAAAAACCUAUGCAGCCAGUCGAUCUCCCGAGCUAGCUCAACGGCUCUUCACUGGAAUCGAUAGAGCAAGCAGAGAAAACUGUUUGGAGGAUGAGUCACCCGCAGUGUUCGUGCUAGCUGUAGAGCUAAAGUCAGCUAAACCUGCCAAGGCUGCAGCGCGCUUGUCGAUUCCUACUACUACUACCUUGACUUUAUAAGUAGGCUCGCCGAAGAUUGGAGAGGUCUAGCUCCACGCUGCGUGGGGAAUGGCCAGCCAAAUGCGGCCAUCAGAAGGACAAACGGCUGGCUAUGGCCUUGAUUAUCAGCAGUCAUACGCACAACACAAGGUCGCUGCAAUGGGUCCGCCGCACAGCCACAGAAGGGACUCCGCUCCGAAUGGCUACCACCUGAUUCAGCCCAGAAUGUCCGACCGCGCACAACAGGAGAACUACUUGGAACCGAGAAGGCGCAACACUGCGGGAGAUCAUGAGCUUCAGCAAGCUCAAGCAGUGGUGCAGCUUGGUCGUGCGUAUCCGCCAACAAAGCAUCAUUAUGCUGAUGAUAGAAACGGAGCCUACAGCACUGACAUUCCCCACUACGAUGAGCGAACAACAGCAGCAACAACGACAGCAGCAGCAAUGCCAUACGAACAGGCAGCAGCGACAGCGCCUGCUUCUGCCAGUCAGGCCCACUACGGACGCUCCCAUUCUGCCUCUGCUGGCACGGGCAGCACGUCUGGUGCGGGUGGUAGCGAACGUACUGGCAGAACGACGGGUCCUCACUCUGGGCGACUGCAGGCUGUCAACGAGAUGAUGCCAUCACGAUCAGGCAUAUCCAGUAGUAAUCAAGCUGGAGAAGCGCUCAUCUCCAGCGCCACCGCAGGCAAAACAGCACAGCCAGCCACCGGGGGUAUGCAAAACGUUAUAAGCAUUUUCGUUCAGGAUAAGGUACGCAGCACACCGCGACCUGUCACCUCGCCAGCAGUUCUCGGCGUUAGUGAAGCGGGGCAGCCUCCUCAGCGCGACGUCGUCGAAACAGGACAGGUCACGGCAACUGGCACUGGAGCGAAUUAUCCGUAUGCCGGGCAUGGUGCACCGCUGUCGGGCCACCACGCCAGCUCUCACAUGCCUGGGUCAUCAGCUGGGUAUGGCUUUGAUCGACGUGACUCGAGAAGUGCAGCAUGGGAUAGUCAACCACACCACCAGCACCAGCACCAGCAGCAGCAAGCUGGAGAUGCCGGGCGAUCAAACUACAGUGGCCAUGUAUCCAGCAGGCAAUAUUCAGGUCACCAGCAAGCAGAACCUGCUCAGCAGAACACCAGCCGCCAGCAUAGCUCCGAGCAGCGCUCUGGAAGAGCUAGUGCACAGCAGGCAGCUGCACCAUCCAGACAAGCGUCCACGCCUGACCAGCAGCUGCAGGCGAGACAUCCCUCCUCUGGCCUUGUACAACGUGUGUCACCAUCCAGUGAUUACAACCCAGGACAGAAUAACCAUGGGCAUGUUCAGCAGCAGCAGCAGCAGCAGCAGCAACAACAAGCACCCACUCAGUAUCAGCCAUAUCCUCCACAAUCCCACCCUACUGGCCACUAUACAGCAGCAGCACCAGCAGCAGCAGGGCAGGUGGAGACUCAGCGAGGCUUGCCACCAGCACGGUAUGAUCUGGAGAGCACGGAGAACGCUGCUCCUGGGCGUCAGCAGGAACCCAGUCCAAGAAAAGGUAGUGGUAAUGCUGCGGCUACAGCGGCAUCUACCUAUGUGGCAAGUCGGGGCAACCCAACCUCGGCAAUGGUAGAUCCAAGAUACUCCCAUGCUAACCAGACAGCAGCUAACGUCGGAUACGACCACCAGGUGAAUAACGUCAGCGGACACAUCACGCGCACGCCGAGUGGCCCACAGCAGUACACGACGUUACAGGAGCAUCCGAUUCCCCCAUCUGCGCCUGGUCAGUAUGGCCCUGGGCAGGCAACUGCAGGGUAUGGGCCUCCUCCAGGACAACUUCCCCCUCCGGAGCAGAGGCAACGCCAGCCACAGCCACAGUACGUGUCGGUCCCCGGCCAAGGUCAAGAGCGAAAUCAUUCCCAACCGCAGCAACUGCCAACAAGUAGGCCUGAAGACCUGCAAGCCGUUGGCCGAGGUGUCCCGUCGCAGCGCUCCUCACAGCCACACCACCCACAUGCAGAGCAGCCACUACCGACGAACGGCACUCCAGAGCCUACAUCAACUCGCCAUGAAUAUGAACCAACGCGGGCUGUCUCAGGGCGUCAGCCGAACCCAGCAACACGGAGGGUGGUGGAAGAUGGAGCCUCUCGAAGCCGAGCUAACGCACUGGUUGAUGAUCAGGCGUUUGAAGUAGGUGAUCGACAUCCCCAGGUGCAUGGUGUGGUGAGAACAACCAACCAGACAGGUGACAGGCACACUUCUGGGGAGUUUCAGCAGCCACAGCCACAGCCACAGCCACAGUCGCAGCAAAGUCGACCGUUUCGUUCGAAAUCGGGUGCUGGUGGAACUGUCAGGCCGUCGGAAUCAAGAACUGAAAGAUUAGGAUCUACCGGUGCAUCAUCCUCAGUGCGUCGUGGCCAUGCUCAGCCGGAGCAACGUAGCCACACAGCCCCUGUGCCGGCUAAGCACAGAGCAGCAUCAUCGGGGGAAACCCCCAGCAGAACUGGGCACCCAGCAAUGCGUCGUCUCUGCACCUACCCGCCCGAAGUACCUGAUGAGCUCCGGCAACUGAAUAGCAACCUCACAGCACAGAUGAUCCUAUUCAUGGCGCCAAGCGAACAUGAUCAGUGUGAACUACAGCUGGCUGAGCUACUGGCUCAGUCCUUUCAAUCUCCCAACAAGCCACCAGGUAACUGAAGUGUAAAGUAGUCCUUCAAAUCAGCCAAAAACCACCAAGUUCGUCAGGGAAGAGAAAAGUGGGUGACGGUUUCUUGUUAGCAUCAGUGUUCCAGCUGCUGCUGGUAGUUUAUCAGUACCAAGUGCCGCUGUCCUUCUUCCUGUGUUGUCACCCUAGCAUGCAGGUGGGUUCUGUAGCAAUGUGGAUAUUGUACAAAGAGAGCUUGAUCAUGCACAUUUGAGGAGCAGCAUUCCGUCAUUCCGUCUUUAUUGGCCCUCUAAGUUUGCAUUUUCAAAAAUUAUGUCGGAGGCAAUUGAACACAAGCUUUGCAAUUUCAGUUGCCCAGCAUUAUUAUCCCAGCAGCAAAUAUGUCCGGAUAUGAACCGAUUUUUUUGAGUUUCACAGAUUCUAUUUUUUUGAGUUUCAAAUCCUUCAUUCACUAA